Messenger RNA from Saccostrea echinata, 4106 nucleotides. RefSeq names its product protein zyg-11 homolog B-like. Gene Ontology annotation, cellular component: Cul2-RING ubiquitin ligase complex. The transcript has 14 exons. The record is from RefSeq and is a predicted model, not a curated record. NCBI's taxonomy places the organism in Eukaryota, Metazoa, Mollusca, Bivalvia, Ostreida, Ostreidae. The coding region runs from base 115 to 2391 and encodes 758 amino acids.
UCUUAGAUAGAAGAUUCUCAUUCUUAUGAAAACCUGUUGAAUUUCUUGUUUUGAAGCUUCUACAAGGCAACAGCGAAUGGGUCAUUCAGGAAUCUGUACAUAAAGCCAGCCAAAAUGUAUGAUAUGCCUGUCAGCCUGCAGGAUUGCUGCAUCGACUUCAUCAGUGACCACUUGCAGGAUCUGUGCUAUGCGUCAGCCACAGAAAAUCAAACAAUCAAAAAGCUUUCCUUCAAAGAUCCAGAUAUCUUCUUCCAUGGAGAGCUUUCUGAGCAACUCUUGCAGACACUUUGCGAAAAGGGAAAACUCACGGAUGAGACACUCAGUCUUUUUGAUCCCAAUGUAACAAACUUGAAAAGGGUAUCCAUAAGAGAUGCACAGCUUUCAGCAAAAGGAUUGAGGAUUUUAAAAAUGCAUAAAAUUUCAGAACUGGAAAUCAUUGGACUGCGUACUGCCACAGUGAACGACGUGAUAGGAUGCCUCGGAGAAUGGACUCUGUCCAAUCUGAGAUCUUUAAAUGUUAAUAACAGUACAUUUGUAAACAGUACAAAAUUCUGUGUUGUGGUGUCUCUAUCAAAACUUCAUAAUCUUCAGAGUUUGAAUGUCAGCAACACAGAGUUCAAUAAACAUGGUCUGGAAAUCAUUGUGGAGGAUCUUCCUUGUCUGGUGAAUCUGGACAUCUCCAGUACUCAAAUACUAGAUAUAUCACCUCUGAAGAAGUGCAAGGACCGCCUCAAAUCUCUAUCAAUGUACAAUCUAGUGGCCUCCAACCAGGACGACGUAGUUCCAGUCUUGUGUGAAUUGACUAAAUUGGUACAUUUGGAUGUUUCAGAGGAUUCAUCAAUGCAACCUUUUGUCAAUGUCAAUUCCGGCAAAUUUGCCAUCAUCAACCUCCUUCUACGACCUCGAUGCCUUCCAAAUCUAACUUCCUUGGAUAUUUCAGGCAAAGAUGGUGCCAAUGAAGAUGUUCUCAGGGAAUAUGUAAAUUGCCACAGUAAGCUGAACUUCCUAGGGCUUGCUUUGACAGAGUACUGUGAAUAUUCAAUGUUCACCAAUGACCAGAGUCCAGACUUCAAGGGGACUAUAACAGUAACUGGAGAGGCAGAUGAGAGACAGAUCAUGGAGGCAUUGAGACGUUAUGUUAGUCGCUGUGUGUAUGUUCAGAAGUCACUGUACACUUUGUUUCGUCUGACACAGGUCAUGCUGAAACCCAGAGAGGAUAUUAUUAAGUUGGUACUGCCAGCCAUGAAGAGCCACCCUAAACAGCUGGGGGUACAGAUGGCGGCCACUGCCUGUCUGUACAACCUGUCUAAAGGUGAGGUGGGGGCCAAAGUCCAUCCAGCCUGCCUCACACAAAUAGUCAAUCUGACACUGUUAGCCAUGGAGAACUUCCCCAAUCAUCAACAGCUACAGAAAAAUGCUCUGUUGACGUUAUGUAGUGAUAGGAUUUUAAAUGAUGUGACAUUUGACAGAUUCCGCUGUGCCAAGCUUGUGAUGGAAUGUCUUUGUCAAUUUCAUGACCCCUCAAUGAAUAGGAUGUCAGUGGCAAUCUGCUCCAUAUUGGCUGCUAAGAUAUCAACAGAUCAGACAUCUCAACUUGGGGCAAAGCCUCGGUAUAUGAGGAAAAUGUUACAACUUGUGAAGUCUAAAGUAGAGUCUAAUGCUAUAGACAUUACACUGAAAUUUACACUCAGUGCCCUCUGGAAUUUGACUGAUGAGUCCCCAGCAACUUGCCAUGUGUUUCUACAUGAAGGUGGUCUAGAUUUAUUCAUGACAAUACUACAGACUGUGUCCACAAUGGAGGAAGAUGUGAGAACACAAGUGGAAACCAAGAUACUGGGACUCCUUAACAACAUAGCAGAAGUGCCUAAGUUAAGGGACUACUUGAUGAGGGAUGACUUUCUGAUGCUGAGUAAACAGUUACUGAGGGCAUCACAGAUUGAUGUCAGUUACUUUGCUGCUGGAAUCAUAUCACACCUGGCAAGCGAAAGCAUUCAAAAAUGGCUGGUAGUAUCCACCAAAGAGGAGAUUCUCAAAGAAUUGAGGGAGGUAGUCUUAGAGUGGGAACAGCCUGAUGGUGAAAUGGUGGCCUACAGGUCUUUUAAUCCAUUCAUUCCUUUACUGAGGUGUUAUGACUGCCCAGCUGUGCAGUUGUGGGCUGUCUGGGCAAUUCAACAUGUCUGUACUAAAAACAGCAGCAGGUAUUGUCCCAUGCUAGAAAAAGAGGGAGGUUCAGAGAUACUCAUGGAACUUAUUAACAAUCCAGAAACUGACCACAAUGUGUCCAGUAUAGCACAGAAAAUCUUAGCAUUUGGAAAAAGUCCAUCUGUUCAGAAAGUUCCACGCGAUGAUCAAAUGUCUGACCCAGUACCCUGUCCUGCAGCAGAAAAUUGAACAUUGAAGGAGUUUGUUUGGUUUGCCUUUUUUUAAGGAUUGUGGUGCUAAAGCUAUAUCUUUGAUUUUCCAAAGAGAUGUUGGGGCAUUUCUCUUUUGUAAUAAUACAUGCAAAGGAAAUUUGUUUGAUAAAAAAACAAAUUAAGGCCAUCUUCUACACCUUUUCCAGUCUGUUAUUUACAAAAACAAGUUUCAAGACCCAUUUUGAAUUUUGACAGUGUUUAUUAGUUUACUCAGUUUCUCCUUUGCUCUGACUGGUAAGAUUUUCCACUUUUUUUUUAGCUCUACUGGUCAGAGACCAGAAGAGCUUAUGCCAUAGUAAGGUGUCCGUCUUCCAUCCGUCUGUCUGUAAACAAUUUUUCAAAACGCUACUCCUCCUACAGCUUUGGUCUUAUUUCAGUAUAACUUGGCACACAAGUAGACUACACUAAGAUACAUAAUGUAGUGCAUCAGAUUUUGAUUUCGAUGAAUAAUAGUGUUGCCAUGGUUACUAAAAAUAGAAAUUUCUGUAAAAUUCCUUUAAAACACUACUUCUCCUACAGUUUUAGUCUGAUUUCAAUAUAACUUGGCACACAAGUAGACAACACUAAGAUACAUAAUUUGAAGAAAUGGUUUUUGAUUUUGAUGAAUGGUUUUGCCAUGGUUACUAAAAAUAGAAAUUCCUGUAAAAUCCUUUAAAACAUUACUCUUGCUACAGUUUUGGUCUGAUUUCAAUCUAAUUAUAUCUCACAAUUAGACUACACUAUGAUACAUAAUAGUGUAUAUUGGUUUUUGAUUUCAUUGGUGUUGCCAUGGUUACUUAAAAUAGAAAUUCUGUGAAAUAGUUUCAAAAUGCUACUCCUCCUACAGUUUUUGUUUGAUUUCAAUAUAACUUGGGACACAAGUAGACUACAUUAAGAUACAUAAUUCUAUUUAUUGUUGCAUAUGUUGCAAAGUUUCAAAUCCAAGUGCUACUUUUCCUUUGUUAUUCAUACAGACCAGUAGAGCUACAGUCUCAUCAGAGACUUCUGGUUUUCUUGUUGCUCUCAUCCCUGUUGUUAUUGGUUGUCAUUUGUUAAUGAAUGUUAACAAUUGCCAGUUUACACUGGUUUUUUGUGUAAACAAACCCAUUUAUUUUAUUGCACAACUGUUUGUAUAUUUGGUAGUGCUGUUACGUUCCAUGAAAUUGUUAAAUGGUUUUUUUUCCAUUGAUGAAAGUGCUUUGAAUCUUUUCAAACAAAUUUAUUUAUACUCUUCUAUUUUAAAAUCAAAAAGCAAUAAAUAAAUCUCUGUAAUAUUAUACAUGUACAUUUAAUAUAUUUUAUUGACCAUAAAUGCACUGAAGUUAAUAUCACUGCGAUUUUUGUGAUAAAACAUAGAAGUAUCAUUUUCAAUUUGAGGAAUGUGCUUUUCAUAGAGUAUAUUGUUUAAUAUGUGUAUGUGUUACAUGUAUGAACUGUUUUGCAACAAUUUUAUGUUGCCAUCCCUUAUAAUUUAAGUGACAGGUUUUUUUCCCCCAUUAUUUCUCAGUAUUACCUAAAACUUACAUUGAUUGCAGAAAGUUAUUUAACAAUAUUUGUGACUUACAUACUGAUGUUUCUCAUUAUACUUUUCUGUCAGCACCAGCAGAGACAAAUCUGUUCACAUAAAAUAACGUCAAUAUUAUUGAAUCUCGAAAUCAUAUAAUGGUCAGUGCUUUAUUUACAUAUAUGUUAAUAGUAAGGCAUCAAGAGAAU